This is a messenger RNA of Oikopleura dioica, 888 nucleotides long. NCBI's taxonomy places the organism in Eukaryota, Metazoa, Chordata, Appendicularia, Copelata, Oikopleuridae. The record is from the annotation of a GenBank genome assembly.
AUGGCCUCCAAAAUCGCUCUUAUUACUGGAGCAUCGUCUGGAAUCGGGCUUGAAAUCGCGCGAGGCUUGGCGAAGGCGCAGCAUUAUGUUUUUCUUGGUUGCAGGAGCAAGGUCAAAGGAGAGGCAGCUCUGAAGGAGAUUCACAGAUCGGAUCCUUCGUCGAAAAUAACUGUCAGAGAUGGACUCGAGCUUUCGGACUUAGAAAGCGUUCGCCACUGGGCUGACAAAAUUAAAAAUGAACUCUCCCUGAACAACGAUAAAAUCGGCGUGCUUGUGUGUAAUGCCGGCGUUAUGCAUCAUCCCUUUCAACUGACAAAGGAUGGAUUUGAAACGCACAUGCAAGUCAACUACUUGUCGCAUUAUGUACUCAUCAAAGAGCUACAGGAAGUUUUGAAGGGUGGAAAAGUCGUCUUUACGACGUCUUCUUUGUAUAAAAAUGCUGAUCCAAGCCUGCCCUAUCUCUCCCACAGUCCUGAGAAAACUCCUGACUACGAAAAAUCAGGUGGAGUAAGUGCUUAUUCUCAGUCGAAAAUGGCGAUGAAUCAAUGCGCGAUUGCUCUGACUGCUGCCAUGCCUGAUAUUACUUUCGUCCUGACAUCUCCUGGUGUUGUAAGAACAGACCUAGCGAGGCAUAUGGCUGGAAAGAGUGGGUUUCACAAAGUUAUGGUCAACACUUUUUGGCAUGGAAUAGGCCGACUCAUUCUGCAUUCUCCAGAAUCUGGUGCUCGACCUGGACUCACCGCUUGUGGCGAUUCGACAAUCAAAUCUGGAACUUAUCUGACCCAAAAAGGCCCCGAAGAGCUGACCAAGGAAUGCAUUGACCCUGAAGCUAUCUCGACAAUCAUCGAAAAAACUGAAAAGCUCUUGUCUGCCGGAACUGAAGUUUGA